This is a messenger RNA of Nomia melanderi (Alkali bee), 909 nucleotides long. RefSeq names its product transcription factor rough. Gene Ontology annotation, biological process: regulation of DNA-templated transcription. Lineage: Eukaryota; Metazoa; Arthropoda; Insecta; Hymenoptera; Halictidae. The record is from RefSeq and is a predicted model, not a curated record. Gene Ontology annotation, molecular function: DNA binding; DNA-binding transcription factor activity, RNA polymerase II-specific.
AUGGCGAAAACGGAGGGCCCGUCGUCGCCGCGACGGUUCUUCGCCAGAAUCUAUGGGCAUCUCGAGGCGGACAGGAUCGAGGGCAACGACGACGACCGCGAGAAAUCGAGCACCGACUCGUCGCCGGACACCGAUCCCUGCGUCGGCACCAACGCGGAGGUUUCUAGUUCGCCGGGCAACGAAGUAACGCAGGUGUCGGACUCGAAAGACGCGUUCUCAGGGCAAACGGAAGAACGGAACAGCAGCGGAGUGAACGUGCUGAUCAGUAGCGAAAGGGAGAAGAAUUCGACUUUAAGGUUGCCUUUCUUCCACGGGCUGCUUCCCAGAGUACCUAAUCUGCCUUUGACGCACCUACACUUAACACAGAUCACAUGCCCGCCGACGCACUCGUCGAAUCUCCACAAUCUGCCGUACCAUCAAGCGCCGGAGCAUUAUUUGCAAGGAUUCUCAGCGUUCUUAGCUCGCAGGAGAAGGAAAGAAGGUCGACCACGAAGACAAAGGACUACGUUCAGCAGCGAACAAACCCUGAGGCUGGAGGUGGAGUAUCGCAGGGGAGAAUAUAUUUCCAGGAGAAGAAGAUUCGAGCUUGCCACAUCACUGCGCCUUACGGAGACGCAGAUCAAAAUCUGGUUCCAAAACCGACGGGCCAAGGACAAGAGAAUUGAAAAGGCACAACUCGAUCAACACUAUCGGAACAUCGCAGUUUCCAAUGGAAUGGUAAACGUACCGAUUUACGGUAGAACCGGAUUCUGCGAGUUUUGCUUGUACAAAGAGACAUUUAGAUCGGCGAUCAAUCAUUCCUGCGCUUCUACGGAUCCCGUUGGUGGAACUUCAACGAAGCAAGCACAGUGCAACAGCGUUGCGAGCGAAAUAUCGGAUAACACGACGAACACGUUGUCGUCGAUUUGA